AUGAGCCGCAAGGCAGAGACUGAGCAGCCGAAGGGCUUCAAGUGUGGCACCUUCGGCGCGUCCUCCAUCGAGGACCGCCACCUAGCUACCGGCGACUAUGCUGGUGGCCUGGCCAUCUGGGAUCUGGAGAAUCUCAAGAAACCUGUCUGGAGCGUGAAAGGUCAUGACCUCAUUGUCAACGCGAUCGAUGGCUGUGGAGGCCUCGGCAUUGGCAGCGGAGCUCCCGAGCUAGUGACAGGCAGCAGGGAUGGGACGGUUCGCGUCUGGGAUCCUCGCACCCAGGAUCCAGUCCUUUCACUUGAGCCCGUAGAGGGCGAGACACCAGCCGAUUGCUGGACAGUGGCCUUCGGUAACUCCUACAACGACGCAGAGCGCUGCAUCGCUGCAGGAUACGACAACGGUGACGUCAAAAUUUUCGACUUGCGCACCAACACGCUGAGAUGGGACACGAACGUCCGGAACGGGGUGUGCCACCUCCAGUUCGACAGGAAAGAUAUCAAGAUGAACAAGCUGGGCGUUUCGACGCUCGAGUCGACCCUGGUGGUUUAUGACCUCCGCACGUAUCACCCCGAAGAGGGCUACGCAGGUAGGAAGGAGAAGGUGACAAAGAGCACACUUUGGGGGGCGCACUUCCUGCCGCAGAACCGGGAAGUCUUCGCCUCCUGUGGUGGAAACGGAACCAUCACCUUGUUCAAGUACUCCUACCCCGAAGAACGGUCCAUCCAGGACAAGGAAGGCAUAGAUCGGGGAGUUGCCGGCACCGUCGAGAUGCUCAAUCAGAAGGAGCUGUCAACGCAGCCCGUGAUUUCCUUCGACUGGCACAUGAACAAGACCGGCCUCUGUGUCUUUGCAUGCCUGGAUCAGACUUGCCGCGUGGCCAUCUGUACCAAGUUGCAUCUCUACUGA
Molecule: messenger RNA, 906 nt
Organism: Symbiodinium sp. CCMP2456
Lineage: Eukaryota; Dinophyceae; Suessiales; Symbiodiniaceae
Source: the annotation of a GenBank genome assembly